Zymoseptoria tritici IPO323 is the source of this 543-nucleotide messenger RNA. RefSeq lists its product as uncharacterized. Bases 1 to 543 code for a protein of 180 amino acids. The transcript has a single exon. The record is from RefSeq and is a predicted model, not a curated record. NCBI's taxonomy places the organism in Eukaryota, Fungi, Ascomycota, Dothideomycetes, Mycosphaerellales, Mycosphaerellaceae.
AUGACCUCUUCCCCUCGUACUACCACCAGUGACGAACUCCUCACCCGCACACGCCAAAAGCACUGGCAGCUGCGAAACCAACUGCAACAAGACGAUGCAGACGCCGAGAGAGACAUAAAACGUGCUCCUCCCAAGGCCAGCAGCAGCAAUCACUUCCGCAUCUCUCCCUCCUCGGGAAUGUGGGAGUUCAAACCGCCCGGAGGAUCAGAUGUAACCGGCGGAGCGACACAUGGUCGUCAUCACCCAGCACGAUCUGGUCGGUCUCGUCGACGACGACAACAAGAUUCAUUCUCGAGUGUACUCCCGUCCUCGCCGCAUUCUCCCGCCGCGAAUGGAGCGGGCGGAGACGUCUCUCAUCCGAACGAAUACCGGGAAGUAACGCACGAAGGAGGGGAAGAGGGUCGCACCAAAGAUGCUGGAGGGAUGCUGGCGGAGGAGGGUGGAGGAGGAGCGGAGGGGAGGGAUGGUGAUACGGCCGGGGGUGGUGGGAGUGGUUGCGAUCUUCCGACGAUAACCAAGACUCGUCUUUCCCGCCUCCGCUAA